CGCCGGCAAAAAAGGAGAGGUUUCUUUAUGGUGCUUGGAGAAGAAGCAGAGCGGAAGUCGGACGCCGGGCGGCGAUAACUUGUUGCACCAGAGACAACACUCUUGAUUCACAUCAUCCAUGAAUGACCCCAUGGCUCUGAGAGAGACAGAUCCUUGUGGCAGCUGGACUGUCGAUGGUGCUUCUAGCAGCAAUUCUGGCCCCAUGGAACCCAAGCUGAUGCCUCUUGGUGCAGAGAUGACUCCUGGAUUAGAGGAGCUGGAGCUGAUGGCCAAAAAAUCCAGCCUAAGAAAGGAUUCUCAUUCUGGGACUGGAAGUUUUGGGAAUGGCACAGGCAGUCCUGAAGAGGAGGACAAGAUUGUCAGGGCCAACCAUGCCAAUGGGCAACAUGAUCAAUCUCCCCCACAACUCAAUGAGGAUGGAAAAACAGCCUGCCAGCAACCAGGACCCCUUGAUGGUCUUCUUUUGGAAGCGAAGCUCUUGAGGCCUAAGAAACGGAAGCUGGUUCUGCACAUUGAUUUAAACAACACUAUCCUGGUGUCUGACAGACUGUUUAAUCAGGACAUCAAGGAAGCUCUAAAUAAUUAUCUGAGUACUGUGACCUGGGGAAAGGUCAAUCCUGCAGGCAAGUGGCAGUGGUUGAGCGAGUCUCCCUCACUAUUACCUCCUUGCCCAGACGCCGUGAGCUUUUACUCUCAGUUUCGCUACUGCGAAAUGUUCACUGAAGAGCCUCCAGGCCAGUGGUUCCGAGACCUCCACGCGCGCCACCUGAAGCUGCUGGAAUGGCAGGGCCAGCCUCACCCAGCCCUCUCCAUCCCCGAUCAUAUGGGGGUUGAGCGCUACCACUUUGUGCUGCCUUCCUUCUUCCAUCUCCUGCAGAGCCUGCACCAGGAAGGGAGGCAUUUUGCUGUCAUCUUCCGUACUUUUGGCGGAGAUCUGCCUCGUGUCUUGCAGGCGGUGCACUGCGCCCUUGAGGGAAAGCACCCCCACUUCCCUACGCUGCAGGACAUCUCGCUGCCUGUAGAUCUGCACCCAGGACAAAUUCGAUGCACAAAACAAAAGGUGAUAGUAAUCCCGGGAGGAGAGCGAGCAGAGCGGCUCCUCUGUGCAGCCAGCGACAGAGAAAUUUACAUGUACCUCAGCUCCAAAGAAGGCCUGUGUGGCUUCCAGGAUCACUUUCAGUGGUGGGCAAGAAAUCAGCACUCAAGUAAAGGUGGGAAGCCCCUUUGGAUUGAUCCUCACGAUGCAAACACCCAUCACAUCUUUAUUGAUGACAACAUUCGGCUAAGUGAUUCUGACACCAUCAUCCAGCCUCGGGUGUUCUGCAGGCAAGGAGACACCAGUGCCCAGAUAACACCCACCUCAGAGCUGUAUGGCAUUUGCCUGGUCCAGACAGACCUCCUGGAGGCCAUUGCCGAUACGAACUACUUCUGCCGCUGUAUAAGAAGGUGCGAGGAGAACUAUGAAAACUACUUGGCCCGUGCUGGGGGUGGCACAUAGGGGUGAGGCUGGUGGAAGGCUCUCUGCGGAGGGAGUCUCGAAGCCCUCAGUUUCCCCAUGCAGAGCUGGCAAAAGAGGAGGGACGUGUGCUGUUCCGUGCCGCCAGGCAUCCACGUUCCCAGCCGCACUGCUCCUUUGCGUACCUCCCAGUGGAGUCGGUGCCCCCUUCCCAACCUCCCUGCGUGUGCGCUGGGAAGGGAAUCCCAGACGCUCCUUUGGAACUGUCAGCAGUCCCAGAAAGUGCUCAGCAGCUUCUCAUUCUUUGGCCCCGUCUAAACGGAGCAUCCAGAAGUGGCUGCUUUGGAGCUGUUUUCUCGUACUUCAGAUUCAUUCAGAACCAGGGUGGCACUCAGAGACUUCCUUGCCGCCCAGGUGGCCGAUGACUGCCGCCGAGAGCUUGCAAUCAGUCCCCCUGUAUCAUGCUCGGUUGUGGUGCAGGAUAUCUGCUGGUCUGUUACAUGCCUUUCCCCAAACAUUAAAAUCAAGCCUGACUGCUCUGGUUUGUUCUUUAGUCAUGACAGCUGCUGACCUCAACAUGUGCUAAGCAGGCUCACGGGGGAGACAUUUCAGGGGUGAGUGCCUGCUUCUGGAUUAAUUAAAAGUCCAGAGGCUUAUGGAUGUCGGCAGUUUAGGGAAUUCUCCAUCUGUCCCUGUCCCAGGUUAUGGAGCUACCAAAUCUCUCAAACUCAGAAGGGAGAGACUGAAUCAUGUGCAGUUCUGAUGCCAUCUCUCUUUCUGUAUACAAAAAGUCCUACUUCCUUGGCAGGUGGCUCAACCAAAUUAAGCUUCGGACAUGGCUUAUUAUUGGCUUCUUGGAAGCAUCCAGUCGGUCACGGCUGGAAACAGGAAGAUAGACUUAAAUGGGCUUUUUGGCAGGGUUCUGGUUCUCUUUUAUAUUCUUUGAGGGCUUCUGGAAGGAGAGAAGCCCUGAAGAGACUUCCUCAAUUUGCCUUUCCUGCUCAUAUUUGCUAUAUGAAGAGGAUAAUUAAAAGAGUAAGUAGGGCAGAGGAAAGGAAGUAUCUGAGCAGUGGGGAGUUUUAAGUUCCGCAAGCUGGCAGCAAACAUAAGCAAUAUGCCCUAGAUCAAAGGGAGCUUGGAGGGAACGCCAUCUAGAAGGCUUUCAGCAACCUACAGAAACCCACGGGGUCCUGUGGACCAGAUACCUGCUGUGAAACAUUCUCUCUGUCAGACUUGGGCCUCUUCCUAGACUUAUACCAGCAUGUUGAAAAUACGGAUUGGGCGGAUCCAUGCAGCGUGUGUUAUAUGUGCUGGAGUGAUUUUGGGAUUGCUCCGCCGCACUUUCGGCUCCUAGCUGAGCCCACGUUUGAUUGCAUCAUUGUCAACGGGCUCCUGCAGCAGCAGACUGAAUGUCAGCUGUGCACCAAGCUGGGCGUGCAGAGAAGCAGCCCCCAAGUGCCUCCCAGCCACGCCAAAGCCACCCAAUUAUAAAGGUUUGGUCAUGGGAGCCAGCCCUCCUUGAGUAGGGCAUCUGCUGUUCCCUGUCUCCCAGAGGUGUUAAGGGGAGGAACAAGACUCUGGUGGGGCAAUUAGAAAGUGCUGUGUAAACAGUGCUUAUUGGUGAUUUACUCUGUUUGUUUUGAAGACAGUCCCGAUAGCAGUAGCUAAAUAUUGCACAAGGGAUUUCUUUACCAGCACAAUGCCAGCCUGGCACAGGGAAAGAAGCCGCAUGCUGAUCUCUGCAAAAACCCCACCGAGCCUCUCUUAAGGCUGUAUAGCCCCGUUCCUGCUUUUCCCGUCUCCCUCCUGCUGGUCCUUUGGAAGACUGUCCUUCCCCCUAUUUCUCAUCCCUGACAAGUGAAUGGCAGCUUUCUCCCUGAAGCCUCUCCUCAUCAAUUAUGAAUUCAGUUGCCAUCGAGACUGAGGGAUUAAGGCAGCUGGGAGGCUCUGCUUUUGCAGCUUGCCGCGCAAGACACCUGUGCGAAACUGGCACGCUGCAGCCUGUGGCUCUUGAGCGGUGAGAGGCUGCAAGGCUUAUGUCAGGCUGCUGUUUCGGAAGUGCCUCCUCGUGUGCAGAGCCACUAAUCAAUUAGGUGUGUAUAUGCUGAGAUCAUUCUUAUAAAACUUCAGAUUAAUUAAUCUGGAAGGAGUACCAUGCUUUUGAUUCCUUAACUCUAGUGACUGGGAAUGCAUACUCAAUACCUUUUAACAAGGGCUGUUUCCUACUUCACCAAUUUACCAUUAAAUAGGAAGAGCUGGAAGAAGUAGCUGUGUUCUCUCCCCCUGCAUCCCAUUGGAACGAUACCUUGCUGAUGUGAUUUUAAAUGCUGUUGGUGGUUGUGAAUAAAGAAAUCAACAUGGCAAUUAAUCAGCGGUAAAAUGGGAUAACGUAGAAGUAAAAUGCAAUUUCAAUUCCACUCUAACAUAAGUGAGCACUGAGGCAAGUCUUUAACCAUUCGGAUUAGGACUACAAAACUCCUUGACCGCAGAGGUUUAAUCAUGGGGAACUGUGACACUUGCUCCCUAGCGAGGCCUGUCACAGCACAACCCUGACCGGAUACUCUUUUUUACGGAUAAUCUGUUCAAGGAGCCACUUGAAUUCAUGGGAGUUAGUUAAUUUGGACGUUGUUGAAGUUGUAUGACUGCAUUGGAUGAGACUUUUGAUUAGCCCGCACACAGCAAAUACCUUGGGUUUCAGUAAGGAAAGAAAACUCUGUUAAAAAUCUAGAAAUAAAUAGUUUAGGGACCUGUGCCCUCUCUCUUGUACCUUAGAAGCACUGACAUUCCUCCCUUCUCCUUUCUUAUCUCAUACUGGAAGCUGACUUGUCGCUUUCCCCCACUCUGUGAAGCAGGCGGCUCUCUUUGAACUUUGUGCCCAAACCUUUUUUUUCUUCCAAGGGUCUGUAAUGUUCCUCCUGUAAAGAGUGUUGUAGUUGUGAGGGCCUAAAUGUUAGGCUGCCUCCUCCCCGGUGUCUUGGUGAUCAGAUAUGCGAUGUGAAUCCUGUGGUCAGAACUCUAGUCCCAGUCCCAGCACGGAGCCGUGGCGUGUAGAGGUAUGGGGGGCUGAAGUCUCUCCCCCAUCCUCCCAACCUUAAACAGCCUCAGGGAGCUGUUAUUUGCCCCACUGGGGAUACCUGCAUACAGGCAUAUCCCAUCAGUACAUAAGGUUUCCUCAGCAGAGUAUACAAUGAAUCCCUAGGGCCAUUUCUGAUCAGAAAAUCAGCAUGGGCGGGGAGGCUUAAGGCCCUCUCCCUGAAGAAGUGAGCUAUGGCUCAGAAAAGCUCAUACCUGUUGUGAGAAUUUUUCUGGUUUGGAUCGGAAAAUGGAGCUGCUAAAUUGUAGAGGUUCAGCACAAAACCAGCAUAGGCCAUGGCCAAACUCCCAGUGGGCCUUGGCGGCAGUGUUCUCUUCUGGCUGCGGGAAAGAGGUCUUUCACCUGGGAGUUUGCCAAAAGAGAGGUGAGGAAACAAACUGUUAAUUUGCACAUCUCACACGGCGGGGCCUCUGUCCUUUUGUAACUAAAUUGCUCUAUAAGGGUCCAGCUCUGGCUUAUCUCAAAAGGAUUAGAAAAACAAGAGAAACAAGGUCUGUCUUGGGGAAGUCUGAAGUUUUGUUGUAAUUUACAUUUCCAGAUGUUUGUACAUCAAAAGUAACUGUCUUGUGAACAAUGAUGUGUUGAUGGAUCGUUUGGGAACAUCCUCUGCGCAGGAAAUGUUACCCUGCUAUCAACAGAACAAAGUAAAAUGCAAUUUACACAUGCAAUAACUUCCCCAAACCAUUGAUCUUUUUCCUAUAAAAGAGUAGUGUCCCCGUUCGAUCAGGGCUGACCAUGCAAGCCAUCAGAGAGUGUUGUUAGCUCCUGGGACUUGCACCUUUCAGUAUGAGAAUUCUUGCUGCUUUUGGGUAGGAGAAAUUUCUGUCUUCGGGUUUGGCUUGUUUCUUCUAGGGGUUUUCCAUUUAUUGUUGUUUUAGUUUGUCAAGGCCCCGCGAGGUGCCUUUUGACUAAGUAAUCUUGCAUGUUUUGUUUGUAUUAAA
Molecule: messenger RNA, 5491 nt
Organism: Eublepharis macularius
Lineage: Eukaryota; Metazoa; Chordata; Lepidosauria; Squamata; Eublepharidae
Exons: 6
Coding region: 119-1498 (459 amino acids)
Source: RefSeq, a predicted model, not a curated record